Baudoinia panamericana UAMH 10762 is the source of this 928-nucleotide messenger RNA. RefSeq lists its product as uncharacterized. The transcript has a single exon. The record is from RefSeq and is a predicted model, not a curated record. The coding region runs from base 364 to 762 and encodes 132 amino acids. Lineage: Eukaryota; Fungi; Ascomycota; Dothideomycetes; Mycosphaerellales; Teratosphaeriaceae.
GGAGCUCAAACCGCACUAUUCGGACGCCCGAAGUAGUUGCCACCAACCUCACCUCUCCACACGCCUGCGUCGAGCCUGUUGAGGACGUGACAUAAAUUUUCAUCGUCCCCCUUGGCUUCCACAGCCACGAUCCCGAAAUCGGCUGCAAGCUUGUCGACGCCGCCGGGAUCGAAUCCCAAAGUUUCGGGAACGUUUUCAAGCACUUUCUCCUUCCGUCCAUCCUCGGCACGCAGCAUUACAAUCCCGUACAGCAGGAUUGCAAAUCCAGGCCGAAGAGCGACUAUCGUUCUUCGGGACGCCGCACUGGACGAUCGUCAUACCCACCGGCUCCAUGAACGCCUAGCCCGUCACUUGACUGCCGGCAUGGAUAAGCCCACAAUGCAUGAAUUGUGGGAUCCAGUCGAUGCGGGCAACCCCGGCAUCACCCUCACCGAUCUCGCGGAUGCAGCGGCUAAGGCCGUGCCGGAAGGUGAAGUCGACAAUGCCCAUGACCGAACGCCAUGUCCGCGACGAGAGCGGCCAGCAGAUCGGGCGCCCGCUUAUGAGAAGGGGGUGCAGACUGCGCUGGAGUAUCUUUUCAACGGACGGGAUAUAGACGCGAGGGGGCCAGAGAGGGGCAGUGCGCUUGCUGCUGACGGCGACUUGCGGCCAGAUGUCGCGAGAGACAAGGCGAAGAGGAUGAAUCUGUUCCAUAAUCGCAGAGGGCUGAGGGGAGUUCGAAUGUUAAUACGUGAUUGUUGCGAGGGAGUCGAUCACGAUUGAGAGGUGGGUGAAGGGGGAGAUUGGAGAGAGGAGAGGGGCGUGGAAGUGGUGGGCAGAAUGGGAGGUAAUGGCUCGUAAUGAGAGGAGAUGGUGGCACUUCCUGCUCGCCGGCAUAUCUCCUCCAAUCGGUCGUGGUGAUUAAGGAUCAUGACCGCGCAUAGGACCU